GAGCUCAGCUCAGUGGGGAGGGGAGAGAGAGAGAGAGAGAGAUGGGAAGGAGGAAGGGAACCGUGGAGUUCGAUGAAUCGCCGCCGGACGACUUCGAUGCGGCGAAUCCGUACAAGGACCCGGUGGCGAUGCUGGAGAUGAGGGAGCACCUGGUGAGGGAGAAGUGGAUCGACAUCGAGAAGGCCAAGAUCCUCCGAGAGAAGCUCAAGUGGUGCUACCGUAUCGAGGGAGUCAACCACCUCCAGAAGUGCCGCCACCUCGUCCGCCAGUACCUCGAUUCCACCCGCGGCAUCGGCUGGGGCAAGGACGGCCGCCACCCCUCCCUCCACGGUCCGAAGGCUGAGACUGUCGAGUCUGAAUAACUCCUGCAGCAGUCACUGAAGGCCACCACCACUUGUGGUUUGGGAAAUUUAUGAGGGAAGUGGGGCUGGAGAAUCUUUGGAGACAGUGUGACUGUAUCUCGUUCAUUAUCUUUUAAUGCGAACAGGCAAUUUGUUGCUGGCUUUGACAUUAUCUGCUAAUUUCACUUGUUAGGACUUGCACUGCACAAAUUAAAUAAUUCCCAUACAUUUUGCCUCGUUCUUUCUUCUUGGCAA
This is a messenger RNA of Punica granatum (pomegranate), 596 nucleotides long. NCBI's taxonomy places the organism in Eukaryota, Viridiplantae, Streptophyta, Magnoliopsida, Myrtales, Lythraceae. The record is from RefSeq and is a predicted model, not a curated record.